Messenger RNA from Loxodonta africana (African savanna elephant), 617 nucleotides. RefSeq names its product UBA like domain containing 2 (gene UBALD2). Gene Ontology annotation, molecular function: protein binding. The transcript is spliced from 3 exons. The coding region runs from base 75 to 575 and encodes 166 amino acids. The record is from RefSeq and is a predicted model, not a curated record. NCBI's taxonomy places the organism in Eukaryota, Metazoa, Chordata, Mammalia, Proboscidea, Elephantidae.
GCGGCGAGGGCGAGCUCAGGGCGGCCGCGAGCCCCGAUCGGCGCCCGGCCGAGCACCGGGCCUCGAGUCUCGCCAUGUCGGUGAACAUGGAGGAGCUGCGGCACCAGGUCAUGAUUAACCAGUUCGUGCUGGCCGCGGGCUGCGCGGCGGACCAGGCGAAGCAGCUGCUGCAGGCGGCCCACUGGCAGUUCGAGACCGCCCUGAGCACGUUUUUCCAAGAAACCAACAUUCCCAACAGUCACCACCACCACCAGAUGAUGUGCACUCCCAGCAACACACCUGCCACGCCCCCCAACUUCCCUGAUGCCCUGGCCAUGUUCUCCAAGCUUCGCACCUCCGAGAGCCUGCAGAGCGGCAACAACCCCAUGACGGCCGUGGCCUGCUCCCCCCCUGCAAACUUCAGCCCCUUCUGGGCCUCAUCCCCUCCCAGCCACCAGGCGGCCUGGAUCCCACCCUCCUCCCCGACGGCCCACAGCUUUCACCACCUCCACCACCCACAGCCCACGUGGCCCCCCGGAGCACAGCAGGGGGGUGCCCCGCAGAAAGCCAUGGCGGCAAUGGAUGGCCAGAGAUGAGACUGGAUGCCGCCGGGCGGGCGCUGGGGGGUGCUCAGGGCU